Molecule: messenger RNA, 3314 nt
Organism: Vitrella brassicaformis
Lineage: Eukaryota; Vitrellaceae
Source: the annotation of a GenBank genome assembly
CAGCUGUCCUGGCCAUGUCUGAAACGAUGGAUCCAUCAGCCCUGAUGGCUGAGAUAGAAAGCCUCAAGACCAAGAUGGCAGAGCAGGAGGAGCUCAACGCCGCCACCUUCGACACGCUGUAAGGAAGCCAUCCCAUGUCCACAAUGAGUCAACAAUGCACCAGAUCUGUGCUCGUGCGUGUGUGUGUGUGCUGCAUGUGUGUCAGGUUCAUCAUUCUGUCGGCCAUCAUUAUCUCCUUCAUGCAGGGCGGCCUGGCGCUCCUCGAAGGUGUGCAGUGCACUCACACUAGGCGUUCACUGUGGACGUGUGUGCGUGUAUGUGUGUGUGUGUUUGUUGGUCCUUGCUGUGCCCAGCUGGCAUGGUCGCGUCCAAAAACGUGCAGCACAUACUCAUGAAGAGUCAGCAGCACACACUCGCACACACAAACACACACACACACACGCACAGUGCAUUUGCUGUCUGUCUGUCUGUCUGCGUAUCUGCCCAGAUCUGUUUGACGUGUGUUUCGGCACCAUUGCCUUCUGGCUGGUUGGCUACGCCUUCGCCUUCGGUGACGACACGGGCAUCGGAUUCAUUGGCAUGAGCGAAUUCGCUGGUCAGUCAGGCAGUAGCACUGACCACAUAUCUACCAUAGGCUGUGUAGCGAUGCGGUCCCCUGCUGCAUAUUUCUGUCUGCUAUGCUUGUGUGUGUGGUUUGGUCUCCACCAGGCAUCUGGCCGGACAUCGUCAAUCGGGACUGGUUCUUCCUGUGGACCUUCUGCACCGUCACGGCGUCCAUCAUUUCUGGCGCCUUAGCGGAGCGGACAGACUUCCGGGCGUAUGCGUGGUUCGUGCUGGUGGAGUGCGCCAUCGUGUUUCCCGUGCUGCUGCACUGGGGGUGGCAUCCCGACGGCUGGCUGCUGCACCUCGACCCCAUCUCGUACAAGGACUUCGCUGGCGCGGGGCUCGUCCACUUCCACUCAGGUACCUGAGCCUGCCUGCCUGCCUGCCUGUGCAUCAUGACAGACACAUGUUGUUGACUGGGAGGAUGGGUGUCUUUUCUGUCAUUGAUUUGAUUGGUCUGGUGCCUUGCCUCAGGGACCAUGGCUUUCAUGGGCGCGUGGCUGGUCGGCCCCCGUCUCGGCCGCUUUGACCCUGCUGUCGAUCAGUCCCGCUUCAAGCCGCACAACGUGCCGCUCUACAUCUUGGGUGUGUUUGCCCUGUGGAUGGGGUGGUACAGCUUCAACACCGGCAGCAACUUCGGCAUCUCGCGCGGCGGCUACGAGGUUGUGUCAGUCAUCGCCGCAAACACCACACUCAGCGGCACUCUCGGAGGUCCUCAGACCACCACCAUUCACUCCACCCCAUCACACACACGUCUCUCUCUCUCUCUGUGUGAUGUUUGUCAGCUGUGACAUGUUUUGUGAUCGAGUCUUACCUGAACCGGAAGGAACUGACGUACGACCUCGAGGCGCUGGCCAACGGCGUGCUGUCGGGGCUGGUGGCCAUCUGCGGCGGGUGCAACAGCAUGUACCCUUGGGGCGCCGUGCUGACGGGCAUUGGGGCGGGCAUCUCUUUCAUCCUCUUCAAGUACCUCUGCUUCUGGAUCAAGGCAAGCCCGACACGGACGGAUUAACCGCUGCAGCAUGGCAUACGUGACCUACAUAUAAAUUUGCAAAUGGAUGGUGUGUGUGGUUUAUUUGCUAGGUGGAUGACCCCCUCGGUGCGUCGGCGGUGCAUGGCGCAGCGGGGUUCUGGGGCGUCUUCAUGGCGGGACUGCUCAACAAGGAGACGGGCGGCAUGCCCAUGCAGGUGGCCGCGCAGUUCAUCGGGCUGGCCUCCGUGCUGGCAUGGUCCGUCUGCUGGUCGCUGGCAAUCUGGCUGCCUUGCAAGUGGAUGGGUACGCACAAACAAACGAGACACUAGGAGGCAUCGAAGAAAGAAUGGAAUGGAACCGCCGUCUGUCUGUCUCUGUGUGUGUGUGUGUGUCAGGCAUCAUGCGGUGUCCGCCUGAGGAGGAGGAGAUCGGCCAGGACGUGCACCUGCAUGGCGGCAGCGGCUACCGCUACCACAUGGACGCGCUGCCCGGCGAGGUCAUUGAGACCUGCAGCCCGAGAAAUCUGGGCGUGGAGAACAAACUCACCGCCCCCAGCAGCGAGAACGGACACGAGGCAAAAGUCUGAGAGGACAGGAGAGGAGAGGAGGGAGAGACUGUCUGUCGUGCGGGCACACAUGGAUGGGAUGCGCGGAGGAUGGCUGUUCUGUUCUGUUCAGUUCUGUGUGCAUAAGUGGCGUGGCUUGGUGGGGCGUUGGGGGCCGCGGAGGUCUUUUUGCCUUCCGCCCUCCCCCACCUCUCCUCUCCUCUCGUCUCUCGUCUCCUCUUGUCUCGUAUCUCUUUAUCGCUUUCAAGUACUGAUCUUGAUGCCUGGUUGCUCGUUCGUGCGUGUCUGUCUGUUUGUCUGUCUGUCUCGCUACUAAUUGCCUGCCUGUCUGUCUGAUUGAUGGGCUCCCAAUGAGGAGACCCACUCCCGCCUCUCUCUCUCUCUCUCUCUCUCCCCCACCCCCACCCCCUCGUCUGAGUGAGUGCGAUGUCGCGUACAUGUGUGUGUGUGUCGAUUGCAUGGCUGUCCAGCCCUCCCUCCCAGGGCUCCCUGGUUUUGCUAUUUUGUGUGUGUCUGUACAUGUAUGUCAUGUGCCGUCCGUGCCGUCAAGGUGUGUGUGGGUUGGGUCAUGUAGAAUAGGAAGGAAUGGGGGCCUGUCGGUCGGUCGGUCGUGUGUGUGUUCGUUGGCUGUUUUGUUUUAUCCAUUAAUCGUAUGCUAUGCUAUGCAAUGCUAUGCUAUGCGUGUGUCUUGUCGAUCGGUCGGCUUGUCGUGCCUGCCUGCCUGCCUGGAUGGAUGGACACAGGCAGAGAGAGAGAGAAAGAGGGAGAUGCGUACUCGCACAGAUUAGGUAGGGGUGUCUGUCUGUCGGCUGUUUUAAGCCGUCGACGAGUGUAGAGGUGUCGGUCGCUUCAUUCAUGUGUGUACCUCGUCUGCAGUGUAUAGAGGCUCUCCAGUGGUCCGUUCACACGGAGGGCGCGUGCAGCCGGCCCUGUCUGUCUGUCUGUCUCGUUGUCGCACUGCAGUGCACCGAUGGCAUCUCGCGCCACUCACUGAGUGAGCUGACUUCAUGCCGUCUUGGGGUACGCUCGUGGAUGGAUGUGUACGUGUGACUUCAUGCUGCUUCACACGCACGUAUGGCUGUGUGUGGUAUGCCGGGACACAUUUCGUGAGCCGUUGCGGACGGACACGUUAUAAAUACAGCUAAGAGGUAGUUGCGAUUAAUUAGUUGGAAG